ACCAUGUACAAGUACUACACAAAAUCCCCGCAGCCCAAAGACCGAGGAGCAGUUUGUGUUUUGUUUUGUGUUUGCUGUUCAUAGAAGGAAACGCAAAAGAGAGAAUAAUAAUAAUGUCUGGUCCUCAGUGUUGCUCAAACCCACCAACCCUGAACCCAAAUGCUGGAGCUGGCCAUGUUGAACAGCUUGGUGGUCUCAGCACCUACGUCUCUGGCUCUCCCAACUCCAAGCUUGCCAUCCUUCUCAUCACUGACGGUUUUGGAUAUGAGGCUCCAAUUUUGAGGAAGCUUGCAGACAAGGUUGCAGCUUCUGGAUUUUAUGUUGUAGUUCCUGACUUCUUCCAUGGAGAACCCUUUGUGCUUGACAAUGCUAAUAGGCCCAUACAAGUUUGGUCGAAGGAUCAUGGACCGGACAAGGGAUUUGAGGAAGCAAAGCCAGUAAUUGAAGCUUUAAAAAGUAAAGGUGUUUCUGCAGUUGGGGCUGCAGGGUUCUGCUGGGGUGCCAAGGUUGUGGUUGAGCUUGCAAAAACUGAGCUUAUCCAAGCUGCUGUGCUAUUACAUCCUUCACUUGUCACUCUAGAUGAUAUCAAGGGGGUUAAGGUUCCAAUUGCAGUACUAGGAGCUGAAAUUGACCGAAACUCUCCGCCCGCACUCUUGAAACAGUUUGAAGAGGUCUUAGCUGCUAAAUCUGAAGUGGAUGGCUUUGUUAAGAUAUUUCCGAAAGUUGAACAUGGGUGGACAAUCAGGUAUAGUGUUGAAGAUGCGGCAGCUGUGAAGUCUGCUGAGGAGGCUCAUCAAAACCUGUUAGAAUGGUUUGCUAAGUACGUGAAGUGAAAUUGUCAAUUUAGAUACUUUUGUGUUAUGUAUUGGCUUUACAUUAUACAGCUAUACUUUAAUAUGUGGUAUGUAAGAAUUUGGAUGAGUUUAUGAAUAAAUGGUGAAUAAAAGUUGCAUGCUUUAUCUAAAA
Messenger RNA from Quercus robur (English oak), 966 nucleotides. RefSeq names its product endo-1,3;1,4-beta-D-glucanase-like. The coding region runs from base 114 to 833 and encodes 239 amino acids. Gene Ontology annotation, molecular function: hydrolase activity. The transcript is spliced from 7 exons. The record is from RefSeq and is a predicted model, not a curated record. NCBI's taxonomy places the organism in Eukaryota, Viridiplantae, Streptophyta, Magnoliopsida, Fagales, Fagaceae.